AAUCAUUGCCCCGUUGCAUUUUCACGACGUCCUUCCUCUAACCUAAGUAUACAUCCAUGUCUGCCCACUUUGACUGCACCAAGGCCACCUCCUACUUGAAGGAGUUCGAAACCAAGGAUGGUUUGUCCGUCCAUGACUUGAUGAACUCCAAGACGUUUGGUGGUUUGACCUACAACGAUUUCUUGGUCUUGCCAGGCAAGAUCGACUUUCCCUCUUCGGUGGUUUCCUUGGAGUCCAAGUUGACCAAGAAGAUCACCUUGAAGACUCCGUUUGUUUCCUCGCCAAUGGACACCGUCACCGAGGCCGACAUGGCCAUUCACUUGGCCUUGUUGGGUGGUAUUGGUAUCAUCCACCACAACUGUACUGCCGACGAGCAGGCCGCCAUGGUCAAGAAGGUUAAGAAGUUUGAAAAUGGUUUCAUCAGCGACCCAAUCGUGGUUACCCCAACCACCACUGUUGGUCAGGUCAAGACCAUCAGAGAGAACUUGGGUUUCUCCUCCUUCCCAGUUACUGAAACUGGUAAGGUUGGUGGCAAAUUAGUUGGUAUCAUCACUUCCCGUGACUACCAAUUCACCGAAGACGACAAUGUCACCGUUGCCGAAGUCAUGACCAGUGACUUGGUCACCGGCCAGCAGGGUCUUGACUUGGUUUCUGGUAACGAAAUCUUGACCAAGUCUAAGAAGGGUAAGUUGCCAAUCAUUGACAACGCCGGCAACUUGGUUUCCCUUUUGUCCAGAGCCGACUUGCAAAAGAACAUUUCGUACCCAGAGGCUUCCAAGUCUUUCUCCUCCAAGCAAUUGUUGUGCGGUGCCGCCAUCGGCACCAUCGAAGUUGAUAAGGUCAGAUUGGAAAAGUUGGUUGCUGCUGGCUUGGACGUUGUUGUGUUGGACUCCUCGCAAGGUAACUCUGUCUUCCAGUUGAACAUGAUCAAGUGGAUCAAGGAAACCUUUGCGGACUUGCAGGUUAUUGCUGGUAACGUUGUUACCAGAGAACAGGCUGCGUCUUUAAUCGAAGCCGGUGCCGAUGGUUUGAGAAUUGGUAUGGGUUCCGGUUCCAUCUGUAUUACCCAGGAAGUCAUGGCUUGUGGUAGACCACAGGGUACCGCUGUCUUCAACGUUACCCAGUUUGCCAACAAGUUCGGCGUUCCAUGUAUCGCCGAUGGUGGUGUCCAGAACAUUGGUCACAUCACCAAGGCGUUGGCUUUGGGUGCCUCCUGUAUCAUGAUGGGUGGAAUGUUGGCUGGUACCACCGAGUCUCCGGGUGAGUACUUCUACCAGGACGGUAAGAGAUUGAAGUCUUACAGAGGUAUGGGUUCCAUCGAGGCCAUGCAGCAGACCUCCACCAACGCCAACGCUUCCACCUCCAGAUACUUUUCCGAGUCGGACAAGGUUUUGGUGGCCCAGGGUGUCUCUGGCUCCGUUGUUGAUAAGGGUUCUGUCAAGAAGUUUGUUCCGUACUUGUACUCCGGUUUGCAACACUCUUGUCAGGACAUUGGUGUCAAGUCUGUUGACGAAUUGAGAACCGCCACCAACGAAGGUGUUGUCAGAUUCGAGUUCAGAACUCCAUCUGCCCAGUUCGAAGGUGGUGUUCACAACUUGCACUCCUACGAAAAGCGUUUGCACAACUAAGCUGACUAGUCUUAGUUGGACAUUUCUUUUUUUAUCAUCUCUUUCUACUUGCAAUUUGGUUUAUCCUUUGCAUUUAUCUAUAAUUCUCUACACAUUUACAUCUUGUGGUCGGCUCUAGGGGGCCGUGCAUCAUAAAUCUUGUCGUAAACCGGUGGAUAGUGUAUCACGACGGUUCAGAAACUUUCGGAGAGCCAUGCCGAACUUGUAAUAUAUUCAGCUCUCACAAUACUUGUAGGGGAAACGGUUUUAACGGUUUUCUUUAUCUUAAAUCU
Messenger RNA from Babjeviella inositovora NRRL Y-12698, 1900 nucleotides. It is a transcript of the gene IMH3, whose product is annotated as IMP dehydrogenase. Gene Ontology annotation, molecular function: IMP dehydrogenase activity. The transcript is spliced from 2 exons. Lineage: Eukaryota; Fungi; Ascomycota; Pichiomycetes; Serinales. Bases 57 to 1628 code for a protein of 523 amino acids. Gene Ontology annotation, biological process: GTP biosynthetic process. The record is from RefSeq and is a predicted model, not a curated record. Gene Ontology annotation, cellular component: cytoplasm.